Prunus armeniaca (apricot) is the source of this 360-nucleotide messenger RNA. The record is from the annotation of a GenBank genome assembly. NCBI's taxonomy places the organism in Eukaryota, Viridiplantae, Streptophyta, Magnoliopsida, Rosales, Rosaceae.
AUGGUUGAGUUGCCUGUGGUAUCGAGCUUGUUUCAACUCUACAAGGUCAGAAACCUCAGCGAAAUUUCGGGCACAGAAUUCUCUGUACUGUGCGCUCUGGUUGAUGGGAUUCCAAGGUGGGGAGGAUGUAUAAGGGAUCUCCACGUGGCAGAUGACGGACUGGUCGUGUUUCCUCUCCGAUUGUCAACGAGCAAAAUGUGUGGUGCGAACUCCAUUGCCUUUGGAGAUGUGAACGAAGCCACAUUGACAAACAGACUCAAUUUGGAAGAAGAUGAAUUCUUGAUGCGAGAGAAACGUGAUGGUUUCUAUAUGCUGAUGAUGACAAGAACUUGGCUCAGGCUAUUGCAGCAGCACGUCUAG